Molecule: messenger RNA, 782 nt
Organism: Phycodurus eques (leafy seadragon)
Lineage: Eukaryota; Metazoa; Chordata; Actinopteri; Syngnathiformes; Syngnathidae
Product: guanylyl cyclase inhibitory protein-like
Exons: 4
Coding region: 204-749 (181 amino acids)
Biological process (GO): visual perception; positive regulation of guanylate cyclase activity
Cellular component (GO): photoreceptor inner segment; cone photoreceptor outer segment
Molecular function (GO): calcium ion binding; calcium sensitive guanylate cyclase activator activity
Source: RefSeq, a predicted model, not a curated record
GCAAAGGACCAGCCGAUGCAUGACUUUAUUAAACUGCAGAUGUGUAUUUGAUUUCAAAUGAUAAAUGUAAUAAUCUACUCUGAGAUAGGACAUCUGUCUUGUAAUACCUAUUAAGAGGAUGAAGUGGUCAUACAACGGCUCCAAUUUUCCAAAAGAGUGAAUUCAGGACAUAUGAUGGCCUGGAUAAAAGCAACGAUCACACAAUGACUCUUAUGGAACAUUAUGAUGCUCUUGAAAAAAGAAAAUCCACACUGACUGAGCGCAAAAGACUCCUCGAUGGCAAGCUGGCUCAUCUAGAAUAUCAGAAUGUCAAGAUGGAAACAGAGAAAAAAGACUUGAGGGCCCAACUUGAGGAUAGUCAAGAAAACGAGAUCACACCAACAGAGCAGAAGGAUUUCCACAAUGAAGAGUUGACUCGACUCAAUUCUCGGACUGUCACGGUGGAGACAGAAGAUGCAGACCUGACAGCAGGACUCAACAAUCAGAGCAAGGAUGGCUUCAUUGAUUUCAUGGAGUACGCAGCUGCUCUCAGCCUGGUUCUUCAUGGAGCUGUGCAUCAGAAACUUCGCUGGUACUUCAAACUCUCUGAUAUUGAUGGGAGUGGCUGCGAUGAGCUGCUUCUGAUCUUCAAGUCUAUUGAUGCCAUCAAUGGAGUUCAUGAUGGCAUUAAAGCAGAGGACUUCACCAACACGGUGAACUGUCCUAUGAAGAGUUCAUGUGCGCGGUUCAAGAUGACGAGAUGCUGCUGAAGAGGUUCACACAGAGAAUUCAAGGAGAACUGU